Messenger RNA from Ictalurus furcatus (blue catfish), 2571 nucleotides. RefSeq names its product janus kinase and microtubule interacting protein 1 (gene jakmip1). The coding region runs from base 393 to 2231 and encodes 612 amino acids. The record is from RefSeq and is a predicted model, not a curated record. Lineage: Eukaryota; Metazoa; Chordata; Actinopteri; Siluriformes; Ictaluridae. Gene Ontology annotation, molecular function: kinase binding; microtubule binding; GABA receptor binding. The transcript is spliced from 13 exons.
UUUAGUCGUACGGUACAGUAGUAUUGUCUCACACACACACCCAUACACUCUUAAUACCUCCACCGCCUUGUGACGACCCGCCGGACUACCUACCUGCCUGGUUUAAUGUGUGUCCUGAGGGUGGAGCUCACACGGUACUAGACACCUGUUCACUUCGGGUUCAUCAGUCGUGUGCGUGUCUCCGUGUUUGAGAAGAAACAAGGGUGUGGGGAUUAUGGAUUUUGCCCAGCUUAACAGCUGAAGGUCCCACUGCGCAGCCUGAUGAUGAUGAUGAAAAGGAGGAUGUUUACCGUAGUGUGGUCCAGCCUCAUAGACACUAGUAGUUUUGUGUGAGGGGAGAAGACACCUGGAAUCAGACUAGAGGACCACCAGAUAGUCAAGGAGCGCAGAGGAUGUCUGCGAGUACACCUAAUUCAGCCCCGCCCCCUAAAAAGAGCCGGGGGAAGCAGGAGACGGAGUCUGUACAGGCAGCCAAUGAGGAGCUCAAGGCCAAACUAAGCGAUGUACAAAAUGAGCUGCAGCAGGAGAGAGCGAAGGUGUGUAAGCUGCGCGAGCGGCUGCAGGAGCUGCGGGCGCAGCGGGAGGCCGAGCAGCACAGGCAUGCAGUCGCACAGACCGAGCUGCGGGUGAAGCUACGAGAAGAGAAGCAGCGGGAGGUUGCAGCUGUGCGUGACUCUCUGAGCCGGCAGCAUGAGACUGAGUUAGCCCGUGCUGCCCGCUUGCGCCACUCUGAGCUCGGGCGCCUGCAGGGCCUGGUGAAUGUACUGCGCAGUGGCAACGGUGCCGCCGAGUUGAGGGAGGAGGCGCGCGAGGAGGCACGCAGGACCUAUGAGGCCGAGAGACUGAAAUUGACACAGGAGCUGCAAGAGGCCAAGGCAGCACGCAGACAGGCAGAGGAAGCGCUGACCAACGCUGUGCAGGCUGAUAAAUCCAAAGCAGCUGAUCUCAGAGCAGCACAUCAGGCCCAUCAGGAGGAGAUCCAGAGGAUCAAACGUGACAGCGAGAAGGAAGUCCGCAGACUGAUGGAGGAGUUGCGGGGGAGGGACCGUGUAGUACAAACUUUGGAAAAGGAGCUGGGUGUGCAAGCGGGUCAGACCCAACGCCUACUGCUGCAGAAAGUGGAGGCCGAGCGGAACCAUGGCAGCCCCAAGAGAGAGGUGGCUCCUGCCCUCGGAGAGAACACAGACGGCGUCAUUAAUCAGGAAGUAGAUGAGCGGGAUACUCGCAGAUUCCAGCUUAAGAUCGCUGAGCUGCAGGCUGUCAUUAGGAAACUGGAGGACAGAAACACACUGCUGUCAGAUGAGAGGACUGAACUGUUAAAGCGUGUGCGGGAGACAGAUGGACAAAUGAAGCCACUUUUAGAGAAGAACAGACGGAUGAGUAAAAAGAACGAAGAGCUCUUGCAGACCCUGCAGCGCAUGGAGGACAAACUAAAAUCCCUCAGCCGUGAGAACGCUGAAUUAAAGGACAAGGCAAUCUUGGACUCCCAUCAAGGAGUGCUGAAGAGGACCAGUUCUCUGACAGAUCUAAGCCACGCCCACGAGGAGCAGGAGGUGGAGUUUCUACGGCUACAAGUCAGUGAACAGCGCAACGUCAUCGAGGAGCUCACUCAGGAGCGGGAUAGACUGGUAUUCAACAAAAAGAACAAGAGGAAAAAUAUCAAAUUGCCAAAGAGGCAUGUUGUGGAGACAUAUUUUGGAUUUGAUGAGGAGUCUAUAGAUUCAGAAACGUCGUCCCUGACGUCGUACAACACAGAUCAUACCCCGGUGACCCCAGAGGAGGAGCUUGAGGAGGCCUUCUCCAGAGAGGAGGCGGAGCUUCGUUUUCGGCAGCUGACUCGAGAAUACCAGGCACUUCAGCGAGCGUAUGCUCUCCUCCAGGAGACCACGGGCCCUCUUGACCCCGAGAGACACUGCAGGACGCGGGAGCAGCUGCAGGCCGAGCUGAAUGCCUGCCAGGCGAGGAACGCUGACUUGGAGAGGAGCCUGGCAGAGAAGGGGCAGGACUCAAAGUGGGUGGAGGAGAAGCAGAAUCUCAUUAGGAUAAAUCAGGAACUAAGAGAAAAGAUAGACUUACUGGAGCAGUCCGAGCUGCGUUUGCGCUCCGAGGUGAGGGACACACAAGACCAAAAUGAGCUGCUGGAGUUCCGUAUACUCGAACUGGAAGUAAGAGAAUCCUAUGUUCCCACGGCAACAACCAGGGCUGUCCGAACCCCACUGCUGUCUGCAUGAGCCAAAUAUGUAGAUGGCUAUACAUGCAUACGCACACACACACACACACACACACACUUGCACUGCAUCUGUGCAUUUUUAUGUUAAAUAUCCAUCCCUGUCAUUUUGUUAUUCUGUUUAAUUGAUGUACUUUAUUGUUUUCUUCAGUUGAAUAGAAGCUGGAAUAAAAUUGAUUUGAAUCAAGCUCCUCACCAUUAUGAUUUAUUUUUUUUUGACUCCAUUUCCCGCAUGUUAUACCCGUUGUGUUCUGCAUGCACAUGCGCUUGCGUUGCAUCGCGUGUACUUGUGAGCACACUCUCGUCUAGACCGAUCUCCAUGUAUAUUCUUUUAGACAUCAUCA